AUAUGAGAUUCUAUACCGGAAUGACCAGCCACGGAGGCUUCGCUCCACCUCCUCCUCACCCCGGCUACCAGAACACGGCGACUCUGGAGCAACAUAUCACAUCGCAUGCCAACUCGCUACACCAUCAUGUGGACAAUGCACUGAGAAAACUUGGCCACAACACGGAGAACAACAUCAACUGGUCCACGGACCAGGUGAUCCGCCAGGUAGAGUCGAUGACCGAUAUUGCCAGGAUGCUGAACACGCGCACCGUUAAUCAGGCCGAGCUUAUCAGAGAGUUGCAUCAGUCUAUUGAGUAUUUGCAGAAAGCUUUCACGCAGAGAUGGCACAAGUCAGGGCAGAGAUCAGAAAUCUAGCCAUCAGCAGGGCCCCCCACAACACAGCCGAGAAAGCAAUCUCCUCGCACGGCGAGUCGCAGGGGGCAAGUCAGUAUGUAUCCAAG
Messenger RNA from Aspergillus steynii IBT 23096, 442 nucleotides. RefSeq lists its product as uncharacterized. The record is from RefSeq and is a predicted model, not a curated record. The transcript is spliced from 2 exons. Bases 21 to 356 code for a protein of 111 amino acids. NCBI's taxonomy places the organism in Eukaryota, Fungi, Ascomycota, Eurotiomycetes, Eurotiales, Aspergillaceae.